UGCUGAAUCAUCCUCCACCGUCUGCAGUCGUCCUCUAAUGCCAUCCCCACAUGCAGCAAGGCCCUCCACCGUCCAGGCCCGCAUUAGCAUAUUGAUCGGACGCUUCAAUUUGCUAUAUUAGUUGCAGCAGUCUCUGGAGGUUAGUCUCGGAGGACUCGGAGGUGCAGUUGGCUGAACAGCAGCCAUUCGGAUGGGUAACGUACCCACUACAGUGAAGCACUGCCUGAGCUAUGAGCAACUCAUCCAGGACUACCCAUGGCUGAGACGCUGGCUGCUGCAGGAGAAGACCAUCACAGGACAUCCAGAGUUUGUUAAAAUAGUCGAAGUUGGGCCGAGAGAUGGACUUCAAAAUGAAAAGGAAAUUGUCCCGACAGGGGUGAAAAUCCAGCUGAUAGACAUGCUCUCAGGAACAGGCCUGCAUGUGAUUGAGGCCACCAGCUUUGUCUCUUCAAAGUGGGUACCGCAGAUGGCAGACCACACUGAGGUACUCAGAGGAAUCCAGAGAGCUCCUCAUGUUCAGUACCCUGUUUUGACACCUAACCUGCAAGGCUUCCAGGAUGCUGUUGCAGCUGGUGCUACUGAGGUGGCGGUGUUUGGGUCAGCGUCUGAAACCUUCAGUAAAAAAAAUAUUAACUGCUCUAUUGAUGAAAGCAUGCUGAGGUUUGAGGAAGUCAUUAACACUGCCAAAGAGCAACAGAUUCCAGUCCGUGGAUAUGUUUCUUGUGCCCUUGGAUGCCCCCAUGAGGGACCCAUUGAACCUUCCAAAGUUGCUGAGGUGGCAAAGAAGUUAUAUGAAAUGGGCUGUUAUGAGAUUUCCUUGGGGGAUACCAUCGGUGUUGGUACUCCGGGUUCCAUGUUUAAGAUGCUGCAGUGUGUGAUGAAGGAGGUGCCUGUGGAUGCUCUCGCAGUUCACUGCCAUGACACUUACGGGCAAGCACUGCCCAACAUCCUUACUGCACUUCAGAUGGGGGUCUGUGUGGUGGAUUCUGCAGUAGCUGGCCUGGGAGGUUGCCCGUAUGCUCAGGGUUCAUCAGGCAAUGUUUCAACAGAGGAUGUUCUCUACAUGCUCCAUGGCAUGGGCAUCGAAACUGGUGUGAACCUUGCCAAGGUUGUAGAGGCUGGUGACUUCAUCUGCAAUGCUUUAUGUCGCAAGACAAACUCCAAGGUUGCCCAGGCAAGAGGCAGGACACUGUGAUGUGUUUCUGUAAAGGAAUAUAUUUAAAUAUCUGACUCUGUUCCCUUUAAAGUGCUUCCCCUGUUGUUGCUGCCUUCAAAUUUGUUGCCUAUGCUGCCGUAUUUAAAGUAUAUUGUUCUCUUCCAUCUUAUCCAAAUGUUCUCAAGAAUUAUGAGAUUUUCAACAUUGUGUUUUUGGUCCAAAAUCAUCUCUUUCAGGCUCAGCUCAAUACCUUUUAAUUAAUUUCUGUUUCAUUAUGAUCGACUGAAUCAUCACAUUUUUUUAUACUUUGUUUGGCUCUGUGUGGUUGGACAUUACAUUAAGAGAAAGGAGUAUUUAUUUGUGAUUAAUAUGUUCUCAUUGAUGACUUGAUGAGUUACAGGCCUGUUAAAGACGGAUUUCUAAACUUCUAUUUUAAAACCUUCCCAUAUUUAUUUGUUUCUGACAAAGAAACCCUGUAAAGGUUAGUCAGUUUAUAACUUUGCAUAGCUCAGUGGCCUUAUAAUAAAAUAAAGUAACACGAUAAGAAUUUAGUCUGCUUUGGCUAAAUUGCUGAAUUCAAUUUAUUAUCAGCACAGGAACACCUGUGGUGAUAAUAAAUAGAAUAGAGAAGACUGCAAAAAGAAAAAGCUCUUUCCUGCUUUUAAAAUAUGAAUAUCCCUUUAUGCACUUUGAAGACCUUUUCAGCUUUCCUAUUCAAUGAUAUCCUGUUUGAACAGUAAUUGAAAAGAAGACUAAUUUCAAACUACCACAAAAAUAACUGUAUAAAAGCAGUCUCUGAAAAUGUUCUGCCUCAGGUUUGCCAAAGAUCAAUGAAAAAGUGACCCUUCUCUUUUUACCAUGACAUAAGCUACUGUGUGGGGAUCGUCUGUUUUGAGUGUAAAGUCAAAUGUGAUUGCAUUUUCUCAUGUCUGCUUGUCUUUUUACAUCCCUCUGUGCUUAAAUAGAUAAAAUAAUAACAUCAAAAAUAGAAUGUGACACUGAAUUUUGACAGGAUUUUAUCCAAAGAAAGAUGGAAAAAGAAGAAAUACUGUAUCUAUUGUGCUUCAGAAAAAUUUUCACAUAUG
Morone saxatilis (striped sea-bass) is the source of this 2241-nucleotide messenger RNA. RefSeq names its product 3-hydroxymethyl-3-methylglutaryl-CoA lyase-like 1 (gene hmgcll1). Gene Ontology annotation, biological process: ketone body biosynthetic process; L-leucine catabolic process. Bases 191 to 1195 code for a protein of 334 amino acids. NCBI's taxonomy places the organism in Eukaryota, Metazoa, Chordata, Actinopteri, Moronidae. The transcript has 9 exons. Gene Ontology annotation, molecular function: hydroxymethylglutaryl-CoA lyase activity. The record is from RefSeq and is a predicted model, not a curated record.